AUGGAACAACCUUAUGAAAAUCCCAAUUUACCUGUGAAAUCCAGUAAAGCAAGAGAAGGAAGAGAAAAUCAACGUUAUAAUUCAGAAACAGGAGCUAGAAUCGUAGCUGGAUGUAUAUGUCUUGAUGAAACCAAAGAUAAAAUAAUUAUGAUAUCAUCAUCUAAACAUAAAAAUAAAUGGAUUAUACCUAAAGGAGGAAAUGAAUUAGAUGAAUCAGAAUUAGAAACAGCAGUUAGAGAAACAUGGGAAGAAGCAGGAGUUGAAGGAAUUAUACUUAAAAAAUUACCAGUUGUUCUUGAUUCUAGAGGUAAUAAAGCUCCUAUAAUUAAAGGAGAAUUUAAUCCUGAUAUUGCAACUCCAAAAUCUGAAUUUCAUUUUUUUGAAUUACAAGUUGAUAAAUUAAGUACGGAAUGGCCAGAAAUGAAUAAAAGACAAAGAAGAUGGUGCACUUAUUCAGAAGCAAAACAUGAAUUAAUUAAACUGAAAAGACCAGAAUUAGUAGAUGCAUUAGAUCUGUCUUCUAUUAUAAAGGAUUCUGAUGGAAAUAAUUAUUAG
Messenger RNA from Candida tropicalis MYA-3404, 555 nucleotides. RefSeq names its product polyphosphatase. The record is from RefSeq and is a predicted model, not a curated record. Lineage: Eukaryota; Fungi; Ascomycota; Pichiomycetes; Serinales; Debaryomycetaceae. The coding region runs from base 1 to 555 and encodes 184 amino acids. Gene Ontology annotation, cellular component: nucleus; cytoplasm. Gene Ontology annotation, molecular function: endopolyphosphatase activity; bis(5'-adenosyl)-hexaphosphatase activity; bis(5'-adenosyl)-pentaphosphatase activity. Gene Ontology annotation, biological process: adenosine 5'-(hexahydrogen pentaphosphate) catabolic process; diadenosine hexaphosphate catabolic process; diadenosine pentaphosphate catabolic process. The transcript has a single exon.